UCAACGGUAACGGCAUUGGACAGGGCGUUCGUUCGCGUCAACGACAAAAAUCAAGCGAGCCACCGCGGUCCGUCUCGACGGCAGCGUCGCGACGUCAAGCGUCGAUUAAUUUGCCCGUUUUACACCUGCGAUAGUCCACCGCAUAUAUACAUAAAUAUCCAAGACGGCUGAUUGGACUUAUUACCGCGACGAAAAUAAGUAUAUAGACGUGGCUACCUAUGUAUGUGUGUGUCUGUAUAUAGGUAUUAGCAUACAAAAGACGGUGGUGAUGAUAACAGCCCCCUACCUACAUUAACUACCCGAUCGACGGACGAACGGACUAGGUGACGACGUGUGUUUUUACUUUUACGUGUACAACUAUCUUUAUCGCGUGCAUGUGUGCGUCUGGUGAUGUAAUAAAGUGUGCUUGUGUUCGUGAACGAAUUGAAAAUUGAAAAACGAAUAGACAAAAACAGGUGCGCAUUUUGUUUUCGUGUACCAAAAGGAAGAGACUUCGAUGGUAGACGCGUCCCCGCAGUCUGCUGACAUUUUACGGUAGUCAACAGUGUCUCAAAAGCAUAUUUAAAAUUGGGUAUCGUAAAAAUCAAAAAUGCACCAUUCCGAAUAUAGUCAAGUAACACGGGACUUAUCAAAUAUGGCUAUGGAAUCGUCAUCUUUGCCAAUUUCGUCUGAUUGUUGUUACUCUUCAGACCCCUGGAGUUACCCAUCUAAUGUCACCCCAAUGAAACAAAUAGAAGCAUGUCUUUUGAGCGCUGCCAAAGACAGAAAAGCGUAUUCACCCCUGACCCAGGCCGACUCUGUUUCGUUAGAUGUCGAAAACGAGAGAGACAAUAACAACAUUAUACCAUCAACCCCUAAUAAGUCAAACAGUGCAAGCCAAUCUCUGGCCCCGGCGCUCACAGCAGCGGGCGCCGUUUUAGAAAUGAAGCCCCUAUGGGACGAAUUUCACUCCCUCGGGACCGAAAUGAUUGUUACUAAAGCAGGCAGAAGGAUGUUCCCGACUUUUCAAGUCAGGAUAUGUGGAUUAGAUCCUCACGCUGAGUACAUGCUCAUGAUGGACUUUGUCCCAUUGGACGACAAGCGAUAUCGUUACGCAUUUCAUAGUUCCAGUUGGGUGGUGGCUGGAAAAGCUGACCCGGUCUCCCCGCCCAGGAUACACGUUCAUCCUGAUAGCCCCGCAACAGGAGUGCAGUGGAUGAAACAAGUUGUCUCCUUCGACAAGCUAAAGCUCACCAACAAUCAACUGGACGAUAAUGGCCACAUAAUUCUCAAUUCGAUGCAUCGAUAUCAACCGAGAUUUCACAUAGUGUAUCUUCCGCCCAAAAAUACGACUUCAGCAUCCGCCGAAGCGGCCGAAAAUAACUUUAAGACAUUCGUUUUCCCCGAAACUUCGUUUACUGCCGUAACAGCUUAUCAGAACCACAGAAUAACUCAACUAAAAAUAGCCAGCAAUCCAUUCGCCAAAGGCUUCAGGGAUUGUGACCCAGAUGACAACGGUCCCGAAAUCCUGGGACAUAGUCAACAAACAACAAAACCGCCGAGACCAGGGAGAUCACCCCCAUCAAACUACAGCAAAGAAGAAGAUCUGACGUCUCACAUUAGUUCUACAAGUCAAGAUUCUCAUUCCGUGAUCGCCAAUCGUUUUCAAAAUGUACCACCCCAAAACACCACUACCUCUUUGCUACCGUCUAAUAUAUUAAGCGCCGGUUUAAGUCACAUCGGUCAGCCCUAUUCGGCAGAAAUAUGCAAUUACGGUCCUAUCUAUCAUCCCCACAAUAUUCUCCACAAUUAUAAUUCCGUGUACAGUAAUGAGAAAUCGUUAAGGAGUUCAGGGAACUUCGGGAGAACGAUGUAUGGAAAUUAUCAUCACGGGUUUUAUGGGAAUAAUGCAUCAUUGAGGGCGCCUCCCGUUCACCAAAACGCUUAUGAAUUUAAUCCAAGAUGAAAAAAUAUUUAUUUAAUCUAUUCCAUGUAGAUGGGUAUAUUUUCAAAGUAUUAUAUUUUCAAUCUUAUAUAUGUUGAUUCACCUUCUCGUUAUGGCCCCGUGCUAGGGGUAAAAACAGCUGAAUGUACUGCUACUGUUUCGCUUUUUUUUUAAUUUAAUUUUAUUGUUUCCCAAAACCAAUGAUAUUAACCAAAGAGAUUUUUAUGUGUAUCGAUGUGUUCAGUGUCAAAAAAAAAACGAAUUUAAAACUGAUAUUAUUGAAUAACAGUGAUAAUUACGAUAUUAUCUAUUUAAUAAUCUAAUAGAAAUGUAGUAGUAGAUUAGCUUUUAAAAUAAAUUAAAAUGAAAUACAUGAAAGUGAUAUUUUGUACUAAAUUUUGAAUAAAAAAUAUGUUUAAUAGUAAGUUAAGCAAUCAAAUGUUAAAUGCCUUAAAAUAUAGUUUAAAUAGACGCUAUUAUCAGAGAUGAUGUUAGUUAAUUUAUA
Agrilus planipennis (emerald ash borer) is the source of this 2429-nucleotide messenger RNA. It is a transcript of the gene org-1, whose product is annotated as T-box transcription factor TBX10. The transcript is spliced from 9 exons. Gene Ontology annotation, molecular function: DNA-binding transcription factor activity, RNA polymerase II-specific; RNA polymerase II cis-regulatory region sequence-specific DNA binding. Lineage: Eukaryota; Metazoa; Arthropoda; Insecta; Coleoptera; Buprestidae. The record is from RefSeq and is a predicted model, not a curated record. Gene Ontology annotation, biological process: positive regulation of DNA-templated transcription; regulation of transcription by RNA polymerase II; cell fate specification. Gene Ontology annotation, cellular component: nucleus. Bases 590 to 1945 code for a protein of 451 amino acids.